GUGUCAGAACCACGUGCGCCUUGUCACAGCCCUCUGGGCCCACCAUCACGGUACGGUACGGACGACCUCGCAAGUUACACCGGAUCCGAUCCAACCAACGCAAGGACGCAGCCCGAAAUGGACGGCCGGUAGAUCCGAGUUCGUGCAAACGGACGGUCUGAUGUGAAGAGUGCUUCUACAAUAUCUUUUACAAUGUAGCUUUGAUCAAAUCUAUGGCUGGUCCGCUAGCCAUCUCAUCACGCAGCCCGCACGUAAGUCGCCUUCCUUCUUCCCGGUCGCCAUUUCUCGCGCUCUGCGCCGCUUACCACGUUCGCGAUCACGUCGCUAUGAUUCCGUCGCAAGAGCACCACCGUCCUAUCUCGUUGUUCAUCCACUUCAAAACUUCACAGUUUCUGCAGUUGCGUUGAGUUCCUACUCCUUUUGCUUUGCUGUUGGGAAGUGGAUGAGGUGGGAGACAGGGAUGGGCUCGCGCUGCUCCGUAGAGGACCGUGCGGAGGCGGCAGCAGUCCUAGGCAGCCGAGCUCUUGACUUCCUUCUGGCCGGAAGCCACGUGUCCUCCUCUGAUCAUCCCGAUGCCGUCGUCGAAGGCGUGCCCGACCUCCAGACCAAGCUCCAGAGCCUCGUCGAGGGCCACGGCUCGGUGUGGGCCUGCGCAGUCUUCUGGCAGAUCUCCCGGUCCCGGUCCGGCGAGUUGGUCCUCAGAUGGGGUGACGGCCACUGCCGCGAGCUUGUCUCCGGCGUUGACGACGAUGGCACCAACGGUCGGUACCCCCAGGGCGCCGGUCCCCUUCAUCGGAUGCGGAAGCGGGUGCUCGAGCGGCUCCACGUGCUCUCCGGCGGUUCCCACGAGGAAAACUACGCGCUCUGCCGCGACCGGCUCGCCGACUCCGAGAUGUACUUCCUGGCGUCCAUGUACUUCUUGUUCCACCCUGGCGAGGGCGCGCCGGGGAGGGCUCUGCUCUCCGAGAAUCACAUAUGGAUCCCGGAGACGGCGUUCCCGGGUGCCGAUUACUUCGUCCGGGCGUUCCUCGCGAGGACCGCCGGUUUCCGGACCGUCGUGCUCAUACCGAUCGACGCGGGCGUGCUCGAAUUGGCCUCCUUUGAUGCGGUUCCGGAGAGCCCCGACGAGUUGCAUAGGAUCAGGGCCGUCUUCGGCCACGACCUGAACAAAGGGGCCGCAGCGGCGUCAGGCGAGACGGAACGCCGCGGCGCCACAUGUUCGUCAUCACAUUCUCGCUUCGGCGACGCCGUCCGCCAGCAUCCAAAGAUCUUCGGCAAGGAUUUGAACGUCGCGCCGGCGCAGAUGAGCACGAAGGUGCCGAAUUGGAAUCUAAACCACAGCGUCGAGGAAGCGACGCCAGUUCACGAAGCGUGUUUGCGUCAUAGUAGUGGCGUUGCCAGGGAGGAGGACCCUGUGACGAACCAAUUCCUGGCUGAGAAGCAGCAGCAGCCGAAGCCACAGUGUUCUAGCAGCAAGUCGACGGGUCGCUUGGGAACCCCAGCGACGCCGGAGGACCGUAAGCCGAGAAAGAGGGGCCGCAAGCCGGCCAACGGGAGAGAAGAGCCUCUCAACCACGUGGAGGCCGAGCGUCAGAGGAGGGAGAAGCUUAACCAGAGGUUCUGCGCACUGAGAGCUGUGGUGCCCAACGUAUCCAAGACGGACAAGGCAUCCCUGCUCGCCGACGCCAUAGCGUACAUCACCGAGAUGCAGAGGAAGCUCAAGGAGAUGGAGGCAGAGAAGGAGAUGCUGCGGCAACCUGCAUUCAUGGAUCGCGACAUCCACACGCAUCGCCCCAUGCUCAACGUGGAAUUGGUGCAGGACGAGCUGAUGGUCCGAGUGAACUGCCCAUCGCACACGCAUCCUGUCUCAGGAGUCAUCCGAGCUCUCAACGAGUCACACAUCAACGUGGUGGAAUCGAAGGUCGUCGUGAGCGACGACACAGUGAUGCACACGUUUGUGGUGGAGUCCCAGCAAUUGACGAGGGAGAAGCUACUCGCUGCUAUUACUCGUGAGGUUAACAGAAGGAAGCCGCAGUGUUUGAGCCUGUGACCCACAGGUUGCUGCUGCCAUUGUUGCAGUCUUCGGCUCCUUCAGCAUGAUCUUUCCAUGUCUGUGAUCACAAGCAGAUUUGUUCUGGUUCUUAUCGGUCAUAGUCUUCAAAAAGGGAACAUGUAUGAGUCUCCAAAUUCUGGACAGAUAGUUCUACUCAAAUUCAGGUUAGCUUGAUUAUUUUCUUUAAUGAAUUAUAUCUAUCUAUCUAUCUAUCUGGAAAUGGAUAAGCGAUGUGCUUUGGGUCUUCGAAGAACAUGGGAUCCACU
Molecule: messenger RNA, 2319 nt
Organism: Musa acuminata AAA Group (dessert banana)
Lineage: Eukaryota; Viridiplantae; Streptophyta; Magnoliopsida; Zingiberales; Musaceae
Product: transcription factor MTB2-like
Exons: 1
Coding region: 443-2050 (535 amino acids)
Biological process (GO): regulation of DNA-templated transcription
Cellular component (GO): nucleus
Molecular function (GO): DNA-binding transcription factor activity; protein dimerization activity; transcription cis-regulatory region binding
Source: RefSeq, a predicted model, not a curated record